This is a messenger RNA of Neogale vison (American mink), 2708 nucleotides long. RefSeq names its product fibrinogen alpha chain (gene FGA). The coding region runs from base 49 to 2565 and encodes 838 amino acids. Gene Ontology annotation, cellular component: fibrinogen complex. The transcript is spliced from 6 exons. Gene Ontology annotation, molecular function: extracellular matrix structural constituent; signaling receptor binding. The record is from RefSeq and is a predicted model, not a curated record. NCBI's taxonomy places the organism in Eukaryota, Metazoa, Chordata, Mammalia, Carnivora, Mustelidae. Gene Ontology annotation, biological process: blood coagulation, common pathway; negative regulation of extrinsic apoptotic signaling pathway via death domain receptors; platelet aggregation.
CUCUCUUUGAGCUGGAGUGCUCAAGAGCCAGCUCCAGCCUUCGAAAAGAUGUUUUCUGUGAAGAUCUUUUGCCUGGUCCUGAGUGUGGUGGGCACGGUCUGGACCACCAAUGUCAAGGAAAGUGAAUUUAUAGCCGAAGGAGCAGCUGGACGUGGCCCAAGAAUUGUGGAAAGACAGCAAUCUGCCUGCAAGGAGACAGACUGGCCCUUCUGCGCUGAUGAAGACUGGAACUACAAAUGCCCUUCUGGCUGCAGGAUGAAAGGGUUAAUCGAUGAAGUCAAUCAAGAUUUUACAAACAGAAUAAAUAAGCUCAAAAAUUCACUAUUUGAUUAUCAGAAGAACAAUAAGGACUCCAAUUCAUUGACAGGGAAUGUAAUGGAACUUGUGAGAGGGGAUUUUGCCAGCGCUAACAAUAACGAUAAUACAUAUAGCCAAGUGACAGAAGAUCUGAGAAGCAAAAUUGAGAUCCUGAGGCGUAGAGUCAUAGAACAAGUACAGCAAAUCCGCCUUCUACAGAAGAAUGUCAGGGAUCAGCUGGUAGAUAUGAAACGACUGGAGGUGGACAUUGAUAUUAAGAUCCGAUCUUGUCAAGGGUCAUGCAGUAGGGCUUUGGAACGUAGGACAGAUCUAAAGUACUAUGAAGAUCAACAGAAGCAACUUGAGCAAGUCAUUGCCAAAGACUUACUUCCACCUAAAAACAGACAACAAUUACCACAGCUGAAAAUGAGCAAAGCUCCAAAUACGCUUCCUGGGGACUUCAAGAGCCAACUUAAGAAUGUCCCUCCAGAGUGGAGGGCACUCAUGGAAACGCAACAGAUGAAAAUAACAUUCGAGGGGUCUGGUAGAGAUGGGAAUACCCGAGGAGACACUGCAUCUCAUGGAACAGGAUCAAUGCCUGAAAACCCCCGGAACCCUGGGAGCUCCACACCAGGAAGUUCUGGCACUUGGAACCCUGGGAGCACCAGGCCUGACAGUGAUGGCAGUUGGAGCUCUGGGAGCACUGGGACGACCAGCAGCAGCUCUUGGAGCUCUGGGAGCACUGGGACGACCAGCAGCAGCUCUUGGAGCUCUGGGAGCUCUGGGAGCACUGGCACUUGGAAUGCUGGGAGCACCGGAACUGGCAGUACUGGUCCUUGGAGCCCUGGAAGUUCUGAAUCUGGAAGCUUUAGGCCAGAUAGCGUUGGGCAUGGGAACUCCAGGCCUACCAACCCAGACUGGGGCACAUUUGAAGAGGUGUCAGGAAGUGUAACUCCAGGGACAAAGAAAGAGUUCCACACAGGUAAACUGGUCACUUCUAAAGGAGAUAAAGAACUUCUUAUUGGUAAUGAGAGGAUCACCUCUGGAAGCGGGACCACCACUCGUCGUUCGUGCUCUAAAACUGUUACUAAGACUGUUAUAGGUCCUGAUGGUCGCAAAGAAGUGACCAAAGAAGUGGUAAACUCUGAAGAUGGUUCUGACUGUGGUGACUUACCCCAUUCUUUUGCUGGUAGCUUAGAUGAUCUCCAUUCUAGGCACCCUGAUCUGGAGAGUUUCUUUGGCACUUCCUCAACUAGAAACAUAUUUCCAGGUGGGCUUUCACCCUCACACAGAGAGUUUGAUAGUAGGACCCAUGCUUUGGGCUCAGAAUCGGACAUAUUCACACACUUCGGGGCAUCUGAGUUCCCUUCCAGUGGUAAAACUUCAAGUCACAGCAAACAAUUUUCAAGCAGUAGUACAACGUUCAACAGAGGAGACUCCACAUUUGAAAGCAAGAGCUAUAAAGUGGCAGGUGAGGCUGGAACUGAAGAGGAACAUGAAACCCUCAAGGGAGGAUAUACCACCAAAAGAGGCCAUGCUAAAGUUCGCUCUGCCAGAGACUGUGAUGAUGUCCUCCAAACACAUCCUUCAGGUGCCCAAAGUGGUAUUUUCAAUAUCAAGCUACCGGGAUCCAGUAAGAUUUUUUCUGUUUAUUGUGAUCAAGAGACCAGUUUGGGAGGAUGGCUUUUGAUCCAGCAAAGAAUGGAUGGAUCACUGAAUUUUAACCGGACCUGGCAAGACUACAAGAAAGGUUUCGGCAGCCUGGAUGACAAGGGGGAAGGAGAAUUCUGGCUAGGCAAUGAAUACCUCCACUUACUAACUCUGAGGGGCUCUGUCCUUCGGGUUGAAUUAGAGGACUGGGCUGGAAACCAGGCUUAUGCAGAAUAUCACUUGAGGGUAGGCUCCGAGGCAGAAGGCUAUACCCUGCAGGUCUCUUCCUAUGAGGGCACAGCAGGUGAUGCUCUGAUUGAGGGCUCUGCAGAGGAAGGAACAGAGUAUACGUCACACGCGGACAUGCAGUUCAGCACCUAUGACAGGGACAGAGACCAGUGGGAAGAGAACUGCGCAGAAGUCUACGGAGGAGGCUGGUGGUACAACAGCUGCCAAGCGGCCAAUCUCAAUGGCAUCUACUAUCCUGGGGGCUCCUAUGAUCCAAGGAACAAUAGUCCUUAUGAGAUUGAGAAUGGAGUGGUCUGGGUCCCCUUCAGGGGUGCGGAUUAUUCCCUCAGGGCUGUUCGCAUGAAAAUCCGGCCCCUGGUGACCCAAUAGGACUGGAAGGGAGAGUAAUCUGCUUGCUUUGUUUAGUGAAAUAGAGGGGAAAAUGAGGACGAUAAAGAAGUUAAGAUUCUUUACAAUCUACUAAGAAAUUCAUGGGUGCUAUUUUAUUAUUCUUUGUACUGUAUCUUAAUGUA